AUGUCGGAAACGUUGUCCCGAUUGCUCACAAUCACCGCCGGAACACUUUAUCCGGCGUAUCGAAGUUAUAAGGUGAGUUCCGAUUUUAAAAAUGCUCUAAUAGUAAGAACGUAUUUUGCAGGCAGUCCGAACCAAAGACACUCGGGAAUAUGUGAAAUGGAUGAUGUACUGGAUAGUGUUCGCCCUCUACUCGUUUCUAGAGAAUUUGCUCGAUCUUCUUCUCGCAUUUUGGUUUCCGUUCUAUUUCCAACUCAAAAUAGUUUUCAUAUUUUGGUUACUCAGUCCCUGGACCAAAGGAGCUUCUAUUCUGUACAGAAAGGUAAGUUUUUUGUGAAAGUUCAUUUGAUAAUCGAGCUUUUCAGUGGGUGCAUCCGACGUUGAAUCGACACGAGAAAGAUAUUGACGCGCUCCUGGAAUCGGCUAAAUCAGAGUCUUAUAAUCAGGUAUUUUUGUUCCCUUUCUCUCUGAAAAUGCUAUAAAAUUCCCUUCAGCUGAUGCGAAUCGGAAGCAAAAGUCUCGUUUACGCGAAGGAUAUUGUGGCGGAAGCGGCGGUUCGCGGACAGCAACAGCUGGUGAAUCAGCUGCAACGGUUCGUUUUAUUUGUACGAGGCGAGCGAUGAGUCAGCGAGAAAAUACAGUGGAAAGACGGCUUGAUUGAAUUUUUCUGUCGAACAGAGUGAAAACAGUUUUGGAAAGCAAAAUGAAGAACUACGGGACUUUACCGACGUCCUUCUUUUUCCAGAUCGUACAGCGCAAACGACGUCGGAUCGGAGCGAGAAGCGAUCUCGAAACGAGCCAACGUCGACCACGGAAUCGAGGAGCUCGACGAGAAUUCGGGUGCCUCGGACGCGGAAAACCAUUCCGCUGCGCACCGCGCCGGAGACCGUUCCCCUCGCCGUCGCCGCACCGUCACAAAGUCCCGGUCGAGGUCCCGUUCGAGGACGCUCGACUCGACGGGCGCCGCGGAAACGGUCUACUCUUCCACGAUUCCGCGUCGUUCCGCACGCAAACCCAACUAUUGA
Molecule: messenger RNA, 1022 nt
Organism: Caenorhabditis sp. 36 PRJEB53466
Lineage: Eukaryota; Metazoa; Nematoda; Chromadorea; Rhabditida; Rhabditidae
Source: the annotation of a GenBank genome assembly